Molecule: messenger RNA, 530 nt
Organism: Fusarium oxysporum Fo47
Lineage: Eukaryota; Fungi; Ascomycota; Sordariomycetes; Hypocreales; Nectriaceae
Exons: 2
Coding region: 19-399 (126 amino acids)
Source: RefSeq, a predicted model, not a curated record
GCCGAUCCAAGCUUGACAAUGUUGAAUAAGAUAGAGCCCAUGCAUCUUCACAAUGUGAAUAUACGGCUAUGGGAGUUAUCGUUUCAAUCAGCUACUGCCGUCCAAAUCCAUCACUCGUCGACGACCAUUAGUUUUUCUCAAUCAAGCUCUCCAUCUCAAUCUAUCCCUUCUUCACAGUCGAGGGCCCAGCAGGCGACUGGUAUUACUGAAUCGCCGGAUGAACACACAAACCUGCAUGGCUAUGGCUCCGCGUCAGCAUCAGAAGGAGAAACCUCCGUCUUGUCACCUUUAAGGUCUCCAGACAAAGACAUCUCAAAGGACCGCGACAGCAAACCAAGAAAGCAUGCCAAAAGAAAGUCAAAAGUGGUGUCGCGAAGAAGAAAGACCACAGGCGUUUAAAUUGACACUGCGGUGGAAGGACAGUGACUGGCUGAAGCUUCAACGAUUGGCUUGACAAGCAACCGAGAAAGAGUGAAAAUAGAGGGCAAAGCAUAGUAGGAGGAAACUACUUUUGGACAGCUUAAUACUUG